Notodromas monacha is the source of this 3006-nucleotide messenger RNA. NCBI's taxonomy places the organism in Eukaryota, Metazoa, Arthropoda, Ostracoda, Podocopida, Cyprididae. The record is from the annotation of a GenBank genome assembly.
AGUCUCCAGAUGAUGACCGGAGGAAAGGGUUAGUGAGAUCUUGUACCGAUUUAAAGGAGUCGCGUGAACAUGGAACCGAAGGCGCAUUCUGCGAUGGACACAGUUUUGACUCUAAUACCAGCUUCGCACGGGAAAGCGGUUCGCUCAGCCUUCUACAACACAGUUGCGUUUGCAAUUUUAGGGACCAUUGCCGUGGUUGCUGGAUCAGUUUACCUUUACGUCCUGCAGCCGUAUCUCCGGCCGUUGCUUUGGGCCGGAUUGUGUGGCAGCGUGCUUCAUCCCGCGAAGGAGCGCUUAGCGACUGGCUUAAAAGCUUGGAUCAGCGUCGUUCAGGAGUCUCGGAAGCCCGCUGUAUUCGAAGUGAUUUGCGUGCCUUUCGUCGUGAUCGACGGCGUGUACGAAGCCUUCAAGCAGGUCAUGUCCACGCAUUAUUACAAGUGCCUGAUAACGACCGUCGGGUUUUCGGCAAGUCUCCUUUUGUAUUACCUUGCUCCCGAAGAUAUCGCCAACUUUUUGGACGAUGUUUAUCAAGCCUCUGUCAUGUCUCUGACGCGACGAAUAACUGCUUUCUGGCUUUAUGUGGUGCUCUCGAUGCUAUCUGCCUACUACCUGGUCGUGUUGAUGUUGCCGGUGAGCAGACUUCACCCAACGGGUACGCUUCUGAAAUGUGGGGUUCCGCUAGCCUGCGUUCUCUGUUGGGGCUUUGUGUGCCUUCAUCUUUCCGCCUAUUGGCUGAGCCAGCCGCGGGCUUUUGUCUAUCACAUUUUCGCGGUCUCCUCAUUUGGGAUCUUGCCGCUUGUGGUGGGCUUUUGGAACUCAAACGGUGUCGGUGUCUCUUCGAGGAUACGAACGGUUUCAGAUUCUAGCAGCAAAGCGGAAGAUGAUUCGUUCGUCCGGGCUCCGGAAGUGAUUCGGGAUGACCUACGAAACCCAGCAUUGGAUCGAUUAAUCGGACUGGACCAGGAUCGCCGGGGUUUUCUACACUCCAGCCUUCGUCACCGAUUGUUGAGACGAUCGACGAGCCAAGAAGGACAUUCCCGAACCGUCGGGAAACCCGACUGCAACAUUAGCGACAGUCGGAAAGUUACUUUCUUCACGUCCACUCCCAGGACUAGGACUGUGUCGGAAACCAUCGGAACUGUCACAGCUAAAGAAGAAUCGCAGAGGGAAUCCUUUGGUUCCUCCCCUGUUCCACUGUUGGUAGUUGAUCCUCCACCUGGUGACGUGAAGGACGGGAGAAGCAGCAGUCUCGAGUUCUCGAUUCCUCCACCGCAAUUUCGUCAAAGAGCGCUUUCGGAUUCUGGAUUCCGCCCAGAUUGGAGGAAAUCCAGGCCGGAUUUGAGUGCGUUCCAUCAUCGGACGUUUCGAACAACAAUUGCUGUUGUUCCCGAGUCAAGCGAAGGAAAUUUGUAUCUUGUUUCUUUGCUAUGGGUCUGCGUUCUCAUGACGUUGUGGCGUCAUCCGAGGUUGCUCCAAUUGCUUCCAAUACCUGUCAUCUAUUUGCUGAUGAAGCAUCUCUGGCUUUUUGUCGUUGGAAGUGGAAACUGGGGAGCAGUGAGUACUUUCGUGUCCAAACGAUUGGAGGCAAGGAAAUCAUUGUUGGUGCCGUUUCCGAUUCCACUUAUUUAUGGAUGGAUUCUGCGCGGCGAAAGAGCCAUCAUUCAAAUAUUUAAAGAGUAUGUGGAUUCCGUUGCAGCCGUAUGCAUUAUAUUCACUGGGAUUGUCCUGUCAGGCCUUGCGUUGAUCUUCAUUUCUGUUCAGGUUUAUCAUGAGGGGGUUUUGUUGGUUUCAUUGACUGGACAAGCCUUGAAUUCAACAAUUGUGGGGAAUUUCUUGGGAUCUGGAGACAUGGCGAAAUUGAUGCAUCAAAGCACGGAUUCCAUUCAUCAUUAUGGAAGAGUUAUUUUAUCUUCAGUGGUGAGGAAAAUCUCGGGCGAUGUGGAGGACGCCAAGCUGCAAGACGUCGAGGAACAAGUGUUGGCUAUGUGGAACAAAUUCUACGUGGAAUAUAACAAAUACGUGGACGUUUACAAACACCAGAAAGAAAAUUAUCCUCGUGAACCGUUGAACGUUUGCGAUUCCGGAAGCACAAUGAGAACUAGCGUGGGCACUCAAACGAAUCCGGAAACGGCAGAGAUGCUCUGGGCACCCUUCUCUGCUGCAGUUUCGAAGAUCAUGCCAGGUUCAAUGCCCAUGUCAGCUUGGUCACGUCAGUUCAAUGCGACCAUCUUGAUGCAGUUCUUGAAAAAUAAUGUUGAUUUGAUGCAAUCUAUUGCAUCGAUCGUCGCAAGCAAUUUAUAUCUUGCCGUUGGUGGAUUAACGGCGUUGUUGGGAUUGCUUGCUGGCGGAGGAAAUGCAGUCUUGAAUUUCGUGCUGAAUUGGCUAAUUUUUUGCACGACGCUCUUCUACUUGUUGAAGUGCAGCAGCGCCAUCUACAAGCCAUUGGACUUCUUUUUUCUCUCAUCCUUUCAGUCUACCAAAGAAUUGACGCGUGCAUUUGACCGAGCUAUUUCGGAUGUGUUCGUCGUAUCCUGCAAGUUGGCGGCAUUUUAUGCUUUGUGGACCUGGAUUCUGCAUGACUUUUUCGACGUGAAACUUGUCUUCAUCCCAUCAGCCAUCGCUUCGAUUCUGGCUGUAGUGCCGUUGUUCGGAAGCUAUCUCGUGUGCAUACCCGGUGCGAUCGAAUUGUGGGCCGUUCAGAAGCGAUCAACGGCGGCGGUGGUGUUCUUCAUCGCUCACUUGGUGCCUCCUUAUUUCGUCAAUGAUGCUUUCUAUCGCGACAUCCGAGGAGAUAUGCAUCCUUACCUGACGUCAUUGGCUGUGAUGGGUGGAGUAUUAUGCUUGGGAGUUGAGGGAGCAAUAUUUGGCCCAUUGCUGUUGUGCCUACUUCUGAUCGUCUACCAAACGUUUCAAGCUACCUUCCGAGACGUGCCUUUGUUGCGGCAGAUGAGCUCAGAAUACUCUACUUCACAACACCAACCGUUCGUAUUCUCUGGAAUGACGUGA